UUAGGGAAUGAUGAGAUUGGGGCAUAGAUCCGGGCCGGGUAAAGGAGAAUAUAUUUACUGUAUUUAUAAUUAUCUCUCUCCAUUUAUGCUAGAAGGGAUAAAGUCGAGUAAGCUGAGAACUGAGAUUGGAUUGAAUUGAAUUUGAAUUCAUUUUUCAUUUUUGUGUUUGGGGUCUGGGGAGAGUUUAUCGCCGACGCAGUGUCAUUUUAGCGAACAGAUAGCAGGGCCGGACUUUUUAAGACAAGUCUCAAUUUUCUUAGCAAGUGUGAAAAUGCAAAAUUUGAGGAAUGCUAUUUUGAGCUACAUGAGAGUCAGGAUCCCUGUGAAAGGGCCCUUUGUUCAAAAAGGGCUGAAUGGACGUUGUGAGUUGCUGCGAGCAUGCAGCACGGCUGCAAAUAUAAACCAGGAUCAGAUAAUGAAUCGAGUUAUUGGGCUGGUGAAGAAAUUUGACAAAAUUGAUUCUGCUAAGGUUACAGAAGAUGCUGAUUUCCAAAAGGACUUGAGCCUCGAUAGCCUGGACAGAGUGGAACUCGUCAUGGCUUUUGAGGAAGAGUUCUCUAUCGAGAUACCUGAUGUGGAGGCGGAUAAGCUCAAAUCUUGCACAGAUGUUGCAAAGUAUGUUAAAUCGAAAGUCUCUGAGACUUCUUAACUAUUUGACACAGUUACUGGAACAAUCCUUUUCUUGCUCAUGUCUUUCCUGAUUGAUACAUGGUGUUUUUUUCCCUUUGCACCUGUGGAAUGAUGACUUGAACUGAAUCUCAUAGAUUAUGUAUUUGGAUUUAGUAAUAGUUGUGUUGAUUGAAGAACCAGGUGUUUAUGUCUAUGCAAGAAUUUCCAUAAAUUUAUUCAUGUUACAAUAUAUAGCAUGAUCAA
Messenger RNA from Salvia splendens (bonfire salvia), 873 nucleotides. RefSeq names its product acyl carrier protein. NCBI's taxonomy places the organism in Eukaryota, Viridiplantae, Streptophyta, Magnoliopsida, Lamiales, Lamiaceae. The record is from RefSeq and is a predicted model, not a curated record. Gene Ontology annotation, cellular component: mitochondrion. The transcript has 3 exons. Gene Ontology annotation, molecular function: acyl binding; acyl carrier activity. The coding region runs from base 272 to 649 and encodes 125 amino acids. Gene Ontology annotation, biological process: fatty acid biosynthetic process.